CCGACUCGGCAGGGCUGUGGCACUGCAAAACUUCAAAGGCAUUCUUGAUCAUCAACGUCCAACGUCCUUUGCUCAACACGUUUCCCUUUCUUACUGCUGUUAAAAUAACUUCCUUGGUCAUAUUACAUCAAUGUUGUAAAGUUUCAAGUGUCCUGUGUAUGUUAAGAAGUAUGAAAAACUCCUAAGAUUAACAAUUCUGAAAAGUUACCUGCAAGGUUCAAGUUCUCCAUGAAUUUUAUACAUUGACCGGAAAAUAUCAAUCACGCUUUCAUUUAAAAAAUCUCUGCAUUAGAUAGUUGUGUUGAGCAUAAAUGGGAUUUUUUGGUGGUAAUAUUUUUACCACUAAUUUUUUGGCCAGUUGACAGCGAGUUUGGUGCGUGUAUCUUGCAUACGAAGUCCUCCAUUCUCAUGGACAUGUAUAAAUUAUUAUUUUGACGUCAAUCAGCCUCCUGCGGUUUUCAUUCUUCUUGAGAGCAAAUACAUUGCGACGUUUUUCUUCUCACGUGGGACGGUGAAAUCAAGUGUCUACCUGGGUGAGAAAAAAUUAAAGAUGAACGUAAGCGGCAUGCCAGACAACGUGCGCCGCAAUGUGCGGUUUGCAGCGGCUGCGGCGGCCGCUGCUAACAGUGCCAGCAGCUCCAGCGGCCCGAGUCUUUCAUCGUUCGCGUCUCCUUCGCUCACGGGGCCGUUGAACGCCACCUCGGCUCGCCUUAUGAUGCCUCCUAGGGGCACGAAGCGGCCGUUGUCGGUGGUGCAGGACGGCAUUAGUGGUACUGCCCAGGAUAUUUGCUCUGAUUUCCUGUGCCCAAUUUGCCUGGAGCUCAUGAAAGAAGCGCACAUUAUCAGCUGCGGCCACACCUUCUGCCGGGUUUGUCUCGAGAAAAGUAUAGACAACAACAAGAGGUGUCCAAAGUGCAAUUACUCUGUGUUUAGCACCGAGAAUAUCUUCCCUAACCACCUCGUUAACCAGCAAGUGCUCAAGUACAAAGAAUCGCUCGAACUCAACGAAACAAUGAGCAGGAAAAGCAGAAAGUCUCUUCUCACGGAGCUGGAAGCUUACAUCGGUCAAAGCUCUGGCUUCAUGCGAGUGUCGGACCUGAGCUCGUUGAUAGCUGUGCUACAGGAGAAAAAGAAUCAACUUAUUGCUGACUCGGACGAAAUAAAAUACAAGUUGCUUGACACUUUCCUCGCCGAACUCAGAAGAAGAAAGGAACUCCAACUUGCUACUAUCAACAAUGAACUCGCUAUCGUUAAUCAAGACUUGGAUGCCAUCAGAAGCUCUUUGAAGAGGAACGCGUGCCACAACGUUAAGGUUGAAAAUGAGAACCCCGAGGCUGAUAUUAGCGUCCCGAGCGCCGUCAGCGAGGCUGACGUGGACACAGAGCAGCGUUCUUCUGCGUGCACUGACGUGGAGGAACCUGACUUCCAGUUCAUCGAGGGGUUCAACGUUCCUGUGAACAGUGAACUACCUGCGAGUAGCACCUCGUUCGAAGCCAAGAAGAAAAAGGUCCACUUGAAUUUUGAAGAGCUCACUGAGAGUUAUUUUACGUAUAGAAUUCCCGUGCUAUCGGACCCCUCGACCUCAAAUCACAUCAAGUCCACGGACCUCCAUGAGAACCUAAACAAGUUCGGUGACUGCGUGAGCAAAUUUUCUAAAUUCAGUUGCCUUAGAACCCUCGCCACCAUUGACUACGCCGGGGACAAAUUCCCCGCCUCCAGCAACAUCGCCUCGAGCAUCGAGUUCGACAAGGACGGAGAGUUUUUCGCAGUUGCAGGCCUCACGAAAAAGAUCCGCGUGUUUGAUUACAGAAAUGUCAUUGGCGACGUCGUCGACAUACACUACCCUUGCUCCGAGAUGGUGUGCGACUCAAAAAUCAGUUGCGUUAGUUGGAGCUCUUACCUGAAAAAUAAGCUCGCUAGUAGUGACUACGACGGGGACGUCACCAUUUGGGAUGCCUUCACCACCCAGAAACAACAUGUGUACAAAGAGCACCAGAAGCGCUGCUGGAGCGUUGACUUCAAUAAAAUGGACACUAAACUCAUGGCGUCCGGUAGCGACGAUGCUUGCGUCAAGCUGUGGCACCUGGACAGCGAGCGAUCCCUUACGAGUCUCGAAGCCAAAGCUAACGUUUGUUGCGUGCAAUUCAAUCCCGAGAGUCGUUAUCAUCUUGCCUUUGGUUCGGCAGACCACUGCGUCCACUACUACGACCUACGCAAGAUGAAAGAGCCUCUGAGACUCUUCAAGGGACACAAAAAGGCCGUGUCUUACGUAAAAUUUAUCUCGAGUAAUGAGAUCGUCUCAGCCUCGACCGAUUCCCAACUCAAAGUUUGGAACGUCGAUAAGCCGAACUGCGUUCAAUCUUUACAAGGUCAUAUAAAUGAUAAGAAUUUCGUCGGACUUGCCACAGACGGCGAGUACGUUGCUUGUGGAUCAGAGAAUAAUUCACUUUACGUCUACUACAAAGAUCUGCCGAAGAAAAUGAUUUCCUUCCGUUUCGACCAACGUCGUUUUGUAGUCGACCCUGAAGCGCGCGAAGAAGAUUCAACCGAUUUCGUGUCGGCUGUGUGCUGGAGGAAAGGUUCUAACGUCUUGGUUGCAGGCAACAGUCAGGGGAUCAUAAAAGUUCUGCAAAUGGUCUAAAGUUUGUCUGAUGUGAGAAAGAAAAAAACUUAACGAGUCUUCGAAUACUCCCGGACUUUCCUGCAAUAUUUUUUGCUUUUUUUUGCUUGACUAGAAGUGUGAAAGUGUUUCAACGGAGAAUUGUUCAACUUGAGGGCUCUAAUUUUGAUUUAGAGCCCAUUACGAAUGUCUUUAAGAGACGUUGUAGAAUCUUAUGUUUUCACUGACUGAAGGAGACUAUUGUUUGUUAUCAAAUAAAAUGGAUUUUAAUGAACAGUCAACAGCUUUGAUGCGCUUCCUGGAAAUAAUUUCUCUGAAAGAGCAGAACCUUGAUGGGUUAUGCAGCGUGCAUUAUCACUUGUACGCUUUAAACGUUGAAAUAUUUUCUGCAAGAAAUGUUUUGUGAGUUUAUUGUUCGCUGAAUACCUUUUGAUGUUUUAUAUGAUAGGAAAUGAAGAUAUGGGAACCUGGUGAGCUUCUUUGCGGCUCAAAGAGAUAAGCUGUACUGACAUUUUAAGUGCCUUCUACUUCCUCCCCACGCCCUCCGAUGCUUUGUUUACAUCUUUGUAAUGUAUUUCACGCCCUAUUGUUUUGUUUUCCUUUGUUUAUUAUACCUUGAUUUUUGAUAUAUUUAUAGUCGUAGAUGCGGAAGUUAUUUUAUUUUCGGACCUCUAGCUUUCAGUUGUAUAAGAUACCUAACUUGUAUUUUCUUAACUGCUUCAACGCAACAUUUGCUUUCUUUCGUUUUAAUUUGGUGGCUAAAUAACUAAGUGUUACUAUCAUUCCUAGAUGUUUAUGAUAUCUCUAGACUUAUAAAAUAUACCUAACUCAAUGUGCCGAGUAAUUAACAUUUUUCCUUUAAUUGUAGGAUAUGUCGUUCUUUUUUUUGUAAACGCGUCUUAGUUCGUUCCUUGGAGUAUCACCAGAAAUUUAUCACUGGCUGACCAACAUUUUUUUUCGCUCGGCAUCCAGGAGCCUUCCAAAGAUCAUAUCCCAACUCACAGUGUCGCUAACUAACCUGCAAUGACUAUCUAAUGUCAAUAUUCUUGACACUAAUUAAAAAAUAGCCGUAAACUUUUUAUUCAACGGAAGCCACCUUCUGCGAUAUUGAUACUGCGAAUCUACACAACACUCUCGAUUUCUUUUGAUUUGCCACAAAAUGUCUUUCGAAUAGGAAUUUAGUUGCUUACGACCGGUGGUCUAAUUCCUGUUUUGUGGUACUUCCAUCUUCAUUGUCAUCCACGGGAAAUUUUCUAAUCGACAUAACUGGUUUCUUUGUUCCUCGGUUAAAUAAUGCGACUCGUGCUGGCACGACUCUUGUAUUAUUUUCUUAAUAUGUUCUUUUGUAUGAACCCUUGAUCAUUGAUCAUUAUAAACAUUUUGUAUGAACCCUUGAUCAUUAUUAACACAACUGUAUUAUCAAUGUAUAAUGUGUAUAUUGCCGUCACUCGCUUACUUCUGUCGAAGUGUAUGCAUUAGACUUGAAUUCACGCAACCUCUGAAAUGUCUGGUCGUACCUAGUUGUUUUAUGGAAACUUCAAGAAGUUCAUUUAUCUUCCUUAUCGAUGCAGAAAAAAUUGUACAUCCGCGUGCUCCGCUUUAUAGUUUACUUUUCGUUUCAUUUUUAAAUAAUUUCACGGUUUUUCGUCCUCAUUUUUUAUUUUAAUUGUGCAGAAGAACUAUUUUUUCAUUGCCAUUUGCCAGAAGUGCGACAUUUCAUGUUGAAGCGUCAAAUUUUCACUUAUCAGAGUCAUUUCAGCUCUGUUGUUCUGUAGACGGGCUGUAGACUAUUUGUGACAAGUAAUAAUAUAGUUUACAUGAAAGAAAAGACCGUCGAUAUGUAUUAUUCUGAAUAAGUUCUUUGUCGUGAUCGAUUUAUAAUAUCUGAAUUUUUGUUAACGCAUUUCGAAGCAUUUCUCAUAACCUCAUAGGUUUAUAAUUAAAGGCUUCCGCUAUAACACCAAUUAGUUUUCUGAACUAAUUUGUUAUAUAAUCGUAUGAUUAGGUAUAUUAUUAUUUUCCUAACCUCUAAUUGGUAUCAGAAUUUUCCAUACGAUCAAGGUCAGCCCCAUGAAUUUUCGUUUGCGUUAGCUCAAUUUUAAAGUAGAAUACAAAAUUCAAGCGAGAAACGUGGCAAAAUUUAAUUUUUUCGUCGACAAUACAAAUCGACGUUUGAUUAGUCUUAGUUGAUCGCGAUUGAGCCUAUUUCUUAUGUUUUUAAUCUUGACAAGUACGAGUAGUCUGCGAGAGGUUGGAGUAUUCCGGGUAGAAUGUUUAGUUUUGAAGUUUUCAUUGUUCGCUAGAAUCAUGGAUUUGUAAUUGUUUUUAAGUUUGUAACGGAGUAAAUGUUCAGUAACGUU
Messenger RNA from Hyalella azteca, 4980 nucleotides. Its product is annotated as E3 ubiquitin-protein ligase COP1-like. Gene Ontology annotation, molecular function: protein binding; ubiquitin protein ligase activity. The transcript has a single exon. Gene Ontology annotation, biological process: protein ubiquitination; proteasome-mediated ubiquitin-dependent protein catabolic process. NCBI's taxonomy places the organism in Eukaryota, Metazoa, Arthropoda, Malacostraca, Amphipoda, Hyalellidae. The record is from RefSeq and is a predicted model, not a curated record. Bases 551 to 2641 code for a protein of 696 amino acids.